AUGAAGUUCACCGUACUAGCCAUUGCGACUUUGACGACGUUCGCCGCCGCUCUUCUCAUCCCGGAAGACAAGAAGCACCACGUCAUCUACUCGCCCGUCGGUGCUCCCCAUCAUCCUGAGCACAAACUCGGGCCUCUUGGAAAGCCCCGGGAGGGGCAUGUCGAGGUGCUGCCUUCUGCUGAUGGCGACAACUUCAAGGUGAUCAAGAUAGUUCCGGACCAGCACGGCAAGCCGGCCCCGAUUCCCAUCAAGCUUGAGUCUCGGCCAUUUAAAAUCGACCAAAAAUUCGACCACAAGGGGAAUCAUAAGCACGAUCAUAAGCCCUGCUGCCCGUUCGACAAGCACGACCCCAAGCACGACCACAAGCAUGACUAUAAACCCUGCCCGUACCACAAACACGAUCACAAGCAUGACCAUAAGCCCUGCCCAUACCGCAAGCACGAGCACAAACCUGAGCAUAAGCCCUGCCCAUAUCAUAAGAUCGAGCACAAGCAUGACGAUAAGCCUUGCCCAUACCAGAAGCCUGAGCAUAAACAUGAGCAUAAGCUCUACCCGAUCGAGAAGCUCGACCGCAAGCCCGACUGCAAGCAUGAGCACAAGCAUGAGCACAAGCCGGAGCACAAGCCGGAGCCCCAUAGGCCGGAGCAUCCCAAGCCGGAGCCUCAACCUACGCUCGAGGGAGAGUGCAGCCCAGGAGCCUACGAAUGCACAUUCAACCCGAAAUCCGGUGCUCCCGGCUGGAAGGUCUGCAACUCAAGUGGAAAGUGGGAGUACGGAGGAGAUUGCCCCCCAAACACGGUAUGCAAGUAUUAUACGCCUAGCAAGAGCCCAUAUUGUGUUCCUAGGUACUACGAGUUUCCAUAG
Messenger RNA from Clonostachys rhizophaga, 864 nucleotides. The record is from the annotation of a GenBank genome assembly. Lineage: Eukaryota; Fungi; Ascomycota; Sordariomycetes; Hypocreales; Bionectriaceae.